Lates calcarifer (barramundi perch) is the source of this 1721-nucleotide messenger RNA. RefSeq names its product prostaglandin I2 (prostacyclin) synthase (gene ptgis). The record is from RefSeq and is a predicted model, not a curated record. Gene Ontology annotation, biological process: prostaglandin biosynthetic process. The transcript has 10 exons. Gene Ontology annotation, molecular function: iron ion binding; heme binding; oxidoreductase activity, acting on paired donors, with incorporation or reduction of molecular oxygen. NCBI's taxonomy places the organism in Eukaryota, Metazoa, Chordata, Actinopteri, Centropomidae. Bases 90 to 1556 code for a protein of 488 amino acids.
CAGGAUCACAGAUAUAAGGCAGUCACCAGUGGCUAUGGAGUACAUUUUCUGCGGGACAGCACGAGUACAGUAUCAGACCUCACAGAAACAUGGUAUGGACAAUAUUCUUACUGCUUAAUGGACUGCUUAUACUAAUCCUCCUUUACUCCACUCGUACAAGGCAGAAAAAUGAGCCACCUCUGGACAAAGGUUUCAUUCCAUGGCUGGGGCACGCGCUCGAGUUUGGAAAGGAUGCUGCAAAGUUUUUGGCUCGGAUGAAAGAAAAACAUGGGGAUAUAUUCACAGUCAGAGUUGCUGGUCAUUAUGUGACAGUGCUGUUGGAUCCAAACUCUUUCGAUGCUGUGAUAAAUGACUCAGUGUUCUUGGACUUCACCCGCACCAGACAGCAGCUCCUAAAAAGGAUAUUCAGUCUCCAGCUGCCAAGCAUCAAGCCCACAGCAGAGAGGAAAUGGAUGGAACAGCAUUUUCAAGGUCUCCAUCUGUCCAAGCUCAGCAGCUCCAUGAAUAUGCACCUUCAGAACCUGCUGCUGAGUGAUAACAAAGGCUGCAGCCCUUCAGAGUGGCAACACGACGGGCUGUUCAGCCUGUGUUACAGCCUGCUUUUCAGGGCUGGAUAUCUCACGCUGUUCGAUAGGAAAGACAAUGCUGCUGCUGUCUACAAAGAGUUCCGCACGUUUGACAAUCUCCUCACCAAGUUGGCUCGCUCCUCACUCAAGCGAGGGGAAAGCAAAACAGUCAACUCAUCCCGGGAGCGACUGUGGGAGCUGCUGUCUCCAAGCUGGCUGAGCGGAGAGUCACAGUCGAGCACCUGGCAACAGAGCUACCAUCACUUCCUGCAGCGGGAGGGGGUGGAUGCAGAAAUGCAGAAAAGAGCUUUACUCCUGCAACUGUGGACCACACAGUGUAACGCUGGACCUGCUGCCUUUUGGCUCCUUGGCUUCCUGCUCACUCACCCUGAGGCCAUGGAGGCUGUUAAAUCAGAGAUCAGACGCCUUACUCUCCGGGACACUUCCCUACAGCGUCGCCCCAUCAACCAGCUGGAAGCACACAGCACACCUGUGUUUGAUAGCGUUCUGAGCGAGACCCUACGGCUCACCGCCGCUGUAAUGAUCAACAGAGAGGUGAUGCAGGAUAAGAUCCUGUGCAUGGCCGAUGGACGGGAGUACCACCUCAGACAGGGGGACAGAGUGUGUCUGUUCCCCUUCCUCAGCCCUCAAAUGGACCCAGAGAUACACCAAGACCCACAGGUCUUCAAGUAUGAUCGUUUCUUAAAUGAAGAUAUUACAGUGAAGGAUAAAUUCUACAAGGAUGAAAAAAGAUUGAAGUACUACACCAUGCCUUGGGGCGCAGGGAGAAACAUGUGCAUUGGGAAGGAGUUUGCAGUCACAGCCAUUAAACAGUUUGUGUUCUUGCUGUUGACCCAUCUUGAUGUGGAGCUGUGUGACCCAGAGGCUAAACUGCCAGCAGUUAAUCCCAGUCGCUACGGCUUUGGGAUGCUCCAGCCAGACGGAGAUCUGCAGGUUCGAUACCGACUAAAGACGCAGGAUGAAAUGUGACUUGAUAAUUUGAUUAUAUGUACAAAUUGUUGAUUGAUAAACCUUUUUGUCACAUGCACUGUAUCACUAUUUAUUGUGUGUUGUCUUUACUGAAUGCACCUAUGUAUCAUAUUUAACUACACCUGUGUGUAAUUAAUAUUUUUUAUUAAAAAAGGUAAAAACUAA